This is a messenger RNA of Octodon degus (degu), 2877 nucleotides long. RefSeq names its product SMYD family member 5 (gene Smyd5). The record is from RefSeq and is a predicted model, not a curated record. Gene Ontology annotation, molecular function: histone H4K20 methyltransferase activity; protein binding. The transcript has 13 exons. The coding region runs from base 24 to 1274 and encodes 416 amino acids. NCBI's taxonomy places the organism in Eukaryota, Metazoa, Chordata, Mammalia, Rodentia, Octodontidae.
CAGAAGGCGGGGGCGUGCCCAAGAUGGCGGCCUCCAUGUGCGAGGCGUUCUCCUUCUGCGUGGGCGUGGCGGGUUCGGCCCGGGUUGCAGUGGAAGUUCGAUUCGUGAGCAGCGCCAAGGGAAAGGGACUGUUUGCCACAAAACUCAUCCGGAAGGGAGAGACUAUCUUUGUAGAAAGGCCCCUGGUGGCUGCACAGUUUCUCUGGAAUGCACUUUAUCGCUACAGAGCCUGUGACCAUUGCCUCCGGGCUCUGGAGAAGGCAGAGGAGAAUGCCCAGCGGCUGACUGGGAAACCAGGCCAGGUUCUCCCUCACCCAGAGCUGUGUACUGUGCGGAAGGACCUCCACCAGAACUGCCCCCACUGCCGGGUGAUGUACUGCAGUGCAGAAUGUCGGCUGGCAGCUGCGGAGCAAUACCACCAGGUCUUGUGCCCAGGCCCCUCUCAGGACGACCCCCUGCAUCCUCUGAAUAAGUUGCAGGAGGCAUGGAGGAGUAUUCACUACCCACCUGAGACUGCGAGCAUUAUGCUGAUGGCCCGAAUGGUGGCCACAGUGAAGCAGGCCAAGGAUAAGGACCGUUGGAUCAGACUCUUCUCCCAGUUCUGUAACAAAACAGCCAAUGAAGAAGAGGAAAUUGUCCAUAAACUCCUGGGGGACAAAUUCAAGGGCCAGCUAGAACUUCUACGGAGACUCUUCACGGAGGCCCUCUAUGAGGAAGCACUUAGCCAGUGGUUCACUCCAGAUGGAUUCAGGUCUCUCUUUGCUCUUGUUGGGACCAAUGGCCAAGGAAUUGGGACCAGCUCCCUGAGCCAGUGGGUCCAUGCCUGUGAUGCUCUAGAGCUGAAGCCUCAGGACCGCGAGCAGCUGGAUGCCUUCAUUGACCAGCUGUACAAGGACAUCGAGGCAGCUACCGGCGAGUUCCUUAACUGUGAAGGGUCUGGCCUCUUUGUGCUUCAGAGCUGCUGCAACCACAGCUGUGUCCCCAAUGCAGAGACUUCCUUCCCAGAAAACAACUUCCUUUUGCAUGUCACCGCCCUGGAGGAUAUUAGCCCAGGAGAGGAAAUCUGUAUCAGCUACUUAGACUGCUGUCAGCGAGAGCGCAGCCGCCACAGCCGCCAUAAAAUCCUCAGGGAGAACUAUCUGUUUGUCUGUUCCUGCCCUAAAUGCCUGGCAGAGGCUGAUGAACCUAAUGUGACCUCUGAGGAGGAGGAAGAAGAGGAAGAGGAAGGAGAGCCAGAAGAUGCAGAACUCGGGGAUGAGAUGACUGAUGUGUGAUGUUGCCCUCCCUGGAAGGGGCCUUGCCCAAGAUCCUGCUGGAAAAGGAGGCCCUUUCCCCCCAGAGAAGAGGCUUGGAAGGAACUCCCUACUCCCAUUGCCUGCUUUCCACCUUCCAGCACUCUGCCAGAACGUAAGAUGAGGGCUGCAUCCUAGGCUCCACAUCCCCCACAGACCUCAUGCCCUGAGCACUGCUGCUGAGUUGGCUCAGGCUCUGUGCCAUCACUGAGCCUUUCAGAGCUGGCCUCCCUUGAGUUUACUCCUAGAUGUGAGCGGUUGGAACCAGGGUCUGGGCCUAACAGUAUUCUUAGUCCACACUUACCUGUCCACCAGAGGCUUCUCCCCUCUUAACUGGUUAUUGAUUUAUUUUGAAGGGGUAACAAAGUGGCAUAUUUCACACCACACCAGUUUCAUUGAAGUGGAGAUGGGAGGUGUGGCACUUCACCUUCCCUGCCUCACACUUGCCACAGCUGUAGCUCGUUGGGUGACGGCCUGCCCAUGAGCCAGAGGGUAGAGCCAGGAAGGAGGGUCUGCGGCCUCAGAGUACCUUUCCCCCAUUCCCACUGUUUGGGCAUCAGGGGAAGUGGAGAUUAACCCCUUCACUGGACUCCAGAAUCUCUGUACCUCGUGCCUUGUCUCUCAGGCCCUGGCACAGUAGUCCCCAUGGGGUGUAGAAGAGACCUCUGCCUUCCUCAGGAGGAAAUGGUUGCCCUUUCUUACACCUUCUUCCCACUGAGGGUUCUAGCAAUCAGGCGGAGACUUUUGGGAUGAUAGGCUGUGGUCCUUAGUUUAGGAUGCUCAAGUCUUCCUGGGGCCUGUUAAAAUGGGCCAGUGAUCUCCAUUGAUCUCCAUUUCUAGUUUCCCCAGGGGAACACUGAAGUCUUCCGGAAACCUAAAGGAGCUGGGCUAGAUACUUGGUGAUUAGCCAUGACUGUCCCUUCAUGCCCCAGAUGAGCGUUCCUCUCACUUCUGGGCUGGAACCCCCUGUUCCUUCCUGCCUACCUUCCUUGAGGGGCCCCCCACAUCAUCUGAGAGAUCCCAGGGAAGACAGGUGACACACUUUAGGCCCUUUGCUGGCCAUGGAGCCUGCCCAUCUGCCUCUCUCACUUGCUGGGUUUUGCUCAUUCACAGCAGUCAGCACCCUCUCCUGACCCACUGACCCACUUCCUCAAUAAAAUAUGAGUGGCAACAGGCCUUUGUAAGAUUGUUUUAUAGAGAAUGGCUGGACAGGGCUCCCAGCAGGCAGAGAGGUAAACCCAAAGGAACACAAAUUAGACCAUAUGAUAGCAGCAAAUGAGAGCUACAGUCUCCAGUUAUGCUCAUCUUUGUGCAAAUGUUCCUAAAGCAGAGUAAAGGUCUUCCAAAGCCUGGCUUUGGUCUCCAGCACUAGGCUACAAGAUGAUUCUUCUCCCCAAGCACUGAACUACAGCUUUCUGGGGACUUCCUGAACUCUUCACGGAGCUGCCUUGGGAUCCAAGACUUAACAGUCUGAGCACUGGUUCUAAAGGAUCUAGGGAAAGUGCAUUCCCUGGACCUCACUUGUCUUUCCGCAGAAUAAUAGUUUGGGACCAGAAGAGUAAGUCUGAAAACCCCAGCCCUGUGU